CGCAUGUGUGUGGUAAACAAUUCUAAUGCAUACAAAUACUGAUGCGCCCAGUGAUGUGAAAGGUUAUGCGCGUAUGGAUUGGGGAAUUUACAAGACUAGUAAGCUGUCAUGUUCAGCACCAUUAGGGACAGGAUAAAAGCUGUCCAGAAUGAUGUCAUUCAUAGUUUGCAGCGCCUGACCGGGCCGGACCAGCAGCUGGCCAGUGGGGAGGAGGAGCCGGACGUGCACUGGCUGGCGGGCGGGCGGCUGCUCUCCCGCCGCCAGGACCAGUGGAGUCGGCUGCACGCCAACGCCGAGCGCACCAUCUCCUUAGCAGACGACCUGAAUCUCAGCAUAUGUGCGGUGCGCGACCGGUGUCAGAGGGAGCACGCGCACAUGACUGAGUUCCACCGUCGUCUCACCGAGCUGCCGGCGAUCGCCGACAAAGUACACGGCAUGGUGGCUACCGUUGCGGCGCUGCAGACCGAGUUUUCCCGGGUGGAGCUGCAUCUGGUGGACUUGGAACACGAGGCGGCCGUGUCCCGCCUCGAGGACAGGAAGAUGCUCGAACGAGCUAAACUAGAGGCCUACAAACGCACCAGGCAGCAGCACUUUGACGAACUGCAAGUGGAGGCGGCACAGCGCCACCUGGAGCGAGCCACUCAGCGCGAGCGGCGGCAGCGGCGCGAGCAGGUUGAGCGCUACGCCACCUUCGACCAGCUGGCGCACGAGGAGCUGGAGCACUUUCGUCGCCACCAGACCCUGGACGAGGUGCGGCCGGUGCCGUGCCACCGCGGGCCGCAGCUCUCGCUGGACGAGGUGGACAUCAGCCGGGAGUCAGACGCGGCCGCGCUGGACGCGUUCCUAGCCGACACCGAGCUAGACCCUGACGACCCGGCCAGAGACAUAGAGACGGACCCCGAGGACCCGGCUAGAGACAUAGAGACGGACCCCGAGGACCCGGCCAGAGACGCUAUGCUGGGUCCAGAAGGAGGAGUUGGGGUGUUGAAUUCUAACCCCCUCGCUGAGGAGACAAGUCCUGGAGAUCGGGAGGUGGCAGCGGCAUCCGGUUUGGGAGCGACCGAACUGACUGCGUCCGCUGAAGGAACCCAUCGUGCCGCCGAGCCGAGCGAGCGGGCGCCGGCGGCGAACGGGUCGGCUCGUGCACCGCCGGACGGCACUUAGGACGCAAGCGACCGUUGGGGAGCCGUAACGAAGUGAUGCGUCCGCCCCCUCCCUCCUACAAAGCCGCGGCCGGUCUCGCCGUCUUCCUUGUGGCGCACCUGGGCGUUUUCUAGUCCCGUGGACGCGUGUGUUACCUGCUGCAUAUUAAAAGCGGUGAACAUCGAGUGGCUACAUUCCCCGCACCAUGGUAAUUAGUUAGUCGUUUGUUACGUCACGUGCGCGACAUGUACGUGCUGGGAAGGGGAAUUAUUUUACUACGAGUGAUAGGAAAAAUAUAUUAAUCA
This is a messenger RNA of Pollicipes pollicipes, 1448 nucleotides long. RefSeq names its product dysbindin. NCBI's taxonomy places the organism in Eukaryota, Metazoa, Arthropoda, Thecostraca, Pollicipedomorpha, Pollicipedidae. Bases 109 to 1164 code for a protein of 351 amino acids. Gene Ontology annotation, biological process: negative regulation of protein kinase activity. The transcript is spliced from 7 exons. The record is from RefSeq and is a predicted model, not a curated record. Gene Ontology annotation, cellular component: cytoplasm.